AUUGACGUAAUAUCACAAGUAUUAGUAUAAUAAGACAGUGAAGGCGUUCCAUAGUUUUUGAUUUUAAAAUACUUCAAAGGCCUACCAUAGGUAGGUGGAAAUGAAAGGGGCUAUACCAGUGACAGUAGCAAGCAUGGAUUUGAUGCUCCAAGGCGAGCUCAUGUUGCCAGGCAGAAAGUCACCCAAUGGACCGCUGAUUGUGCAUGGGCAUCGCCAUAACCUCAAGAACAGAUUCGAGCUCAUACGAACACUUGGGGAAGGCACGUAUGGAAAAGUGAAGCUUGCUGUUGAGCGGUCAACGUGCGAACAGGUUCGACAAAAGAACUUCAUCAGCCAAGGGAAUGCCACAGUCUUCGGGGAAGAAAACAUGGCUACAUCUGGAGAGAGCUUAAAGAUCUACUAUGACUGUAAAGUAACAAAGCCCAGAUGGUCCUAUGAUGACUCAACAAUGGGUGACAAGGAAAACACAAGAACACCUUUUUAAGACGAGGUCCACUUUUGAGAACUUUGACUGGAAAUCAUAGUGCUUCAUUUGUGGCGAAAAGUGCAGCCGUCAUAGAGACAAUACAUCAAGAGGUUUUAGCAGAAGUUGGUCCCUAGGGCCAAACAAAAAAAGAUGUGUGUUUCGGGAAACGGCUGAAAAAAAUUAGGUAGGGUAGGUAUUUUUUUCUGGUCUUUUCUACACAUCCAUGUUCUCAACAAGAUAUUGUUCCCAAACAGUCGAUACUUACAGAUAAUUCUUACUCACUUUAAGAUCAAAACCGUCGGUGGAUACCGUAAUCUUGACAAGUAAACACAGAUGAGAUGCUAUUUAUCAUACGUGAUAUGGAGAGUCCUCAGUUAAUCUGCACUAAUCGGAGCAAAUUAUCAGCUACAUUUGUUCGAGUGGACAGAAACCAACGCAUUUAUCUUGUAAUCUAAAAGUGCUGAGAUUAAAAAUUGUUAUAGGGCGGUUAACUUCAUUGCUUGUAAAACUUGGUUGACGAAUUAAAUUGUUGCAAAAUUUUGCCCAGAUCUUCGACUUCAAUCUGAAAAAGCCAUAUAUACAUGAACAUAAUAAUCUGCAAUUCUGUCGUGUGUGUUUCUUUCCUCAUAGUAAUACUGUAUUCGAAUAGUAAAGCUUAAUGCGAGUGAACUCGUUUAUAUUCGAGGGUGAAGAUAGCUUACUUAUAGCCCUCUACUGUUUGAUAACCCAAGCUAAAAUAAGUCGUAGCUUGCUGAUUCAAGCCGAAAUAGGUAACAGUUUGCAACUUCGAUGAUACGCGUGUCACAGUACAGAAUGCAUGCUUAAAUAUACGUAGUACGUUUGAAAAAAGAGUCUUGCUAAACAAUAAUAGUACUUAUAAAACAAAGGGUCUUUAUUUCAUUGAAACGAAUUUUGUUUGAAGAAUACAAAAUGUGUCUGUCCAAAAGCGCUUGGUGCGAUAUAUAUGUUUAUUUAUUUUUGCGUGUGUACUUAAUCGAUUAACUCUUAAGGCUUCUAGCGCAAUCGCUUGUAUAAUUCUAUCUAUGCAAUUAAUUAUAGCAAAUUAUUCGUUAUUCUACCGAUUACAAUGCGUUUUUUUCAGUAACGUGUUCAUCUAAAUCAUUUUUUUUCCAAGUGUGUUUGGAAUUGGAUUAAACGUAGAUCCAAAAGUGUGCUUCUGCUCGUUGGCGCUGUUCGGCAAAUGUUGCUGUAAUUUCACCCGACUUAUAUUUUAAGUUGUGUCCAAAUACAUCCUUGCUUGAAAUUAAUUCCUGAGUCAGACAAAAACAAAUGUGAUAAAAGUCAUAAAACUUAUCCUAGGCGGUAAAACAAUUUGGCCGCCUGUGAGAAGUUUGUUUGAAAAGCUCUCCAAAAACAAGGAUAUUAUCAUUAAGUGUGUGAAAUCUUAACUCUGCAUAAAUGUAAAGACAAUUAUCCCCAUCAAGUGAUUUCUACUGAUAGCAUGUUCUGAUUUCUUCGCCAAGCUGUUUGUUUUCACUGCUGAUGUGGGCACAAUGAUUUUAUCUUAUCUGAGUACACAUUGCUCACGAAGACCUUUUGUGACAAUAUUAUGUGCGACGUCUGUUCGUUAUCAUGUACCAUAUUGCUCAAUUUUCACGAAACUUUUUCAGCACAUGCCGCAAUGAUAUUUCGGACAACGUCACUAGGUCAGAUUAAAAAAAGGGAUUGUGAAAACUGUAGAAGAAACAUGUGUUACACAAUCUUCAUGAAGCGUACCCAGAACAUGUGUUUUUAUGAUAUUUCAGCAGAGUGUUUGGAAACGAUUUUCGUUCGUUAAAAACACGGCGGUCUGCGGGAGGGGGGUAGCAGCUGUUAUAACAUGGGUAUAGUCAAACCUUGUGACACUCUAGAAGUCUGAUGUUUUGCACAAUCAUUAUGAGACUUGCAUAGAACCUUUUUUUCAAAUGAUAUAUCAGCAUAGUUUGAAAAUGGCCCUUGUCCUUUUAAAAAACAUGGCCGCCGUUGGGUAGGGCAGUUUUCUUAUGUGGCUAUAGUGAAACAAGAAGGUGAGGCAGUUGUUCGAGGCUAUAGUGAUAUAUUGUGGACUCGCUAGAAGACAAUCAUCAUAAAUUUCAAUCAGAACAUUUUUUAAUGAUAUCUCGGCUGAGUUUGUAAAUUAUUUCGGUCUGGUUUUUCUUCUUUUGCGUCUGGGAAACCAUGUAAACACUUAAAAACACAUAUCAUUUUGUCCAAUGAUCAUUAAACUUGCUCAGAACAUUAGUUCUAAUGAUUUCGAGGUCGAGUAUGAAAUAAGUUCCGGUCCAUUAAAAAAUACGCUUAGCGGUUCUACUGACCUAUUGUGUAGACAGCGAUGUUUCAACAAAAGGGAUUAAAAUGUGCGAAAGCGACUCUUUGCGGAUAAUGGAGCGUGGAGCAAACGAUAAUUGCCGGGCGUAAAAUCGGAUGAUUGAUAACGAUAGCGGAAGUGGCAAAUGCGCGGUUAUUUUCGGGCACUACAUAUUUUCAGAGAUCUGUUUUUUUUACAAGACGAAAAAAAGUAGGGUCGGGACCAAAAUCGUAGGUAGGGUCGGGUUACUCGAAACACACAUUUUUUUGUUUGGCCUAGUUGAAACUUCUAUAUCUUCAGACUCUAACUCUAUAUAUCGCAAAGUGAUUGCUACUGCAAUAAAUGAUGUAGCCAUUAUUGACAGAUUGGCAAGUGUUCCAAAUGGUGAUAUUGUAGCCAUUGAGGCUCGAUAUCUUAGAAAAAAGGUUGUUUGACUAAAUAUUACCAGUGUAAUACUUAUGCAUUUUCCGGGCUGACACCCAAUAAGGCCACUUCUGAAAACCAAACAAUUUCAUACACAAUAAUUGAUGAGAUAAUUAAACAUGAAUUUGAGCAUUCUAUUGUUGUUGAUAAAAAGGUGUUCUUCUUUCCUACAUUAAAAAAACGUUUUGUUGAAAUUGCUGAAUCAGAAGGAUGUUCAAAUGAUGCUAACUCUUAUAUAUAAGCUCCAAUUUGAAAAAAAAUGUUUUGAAAAAUUAUGGCCAGAGGUAUCCUUUAUUCAUCAGCAUGAAAAGCCUGACCUAGUUUGUUCGUCUAGUUUUACUAUUAAUGAUGCUGUCAGAAAGUCAAAGGAGAUGGAACAGGUCAUUCAAGAUGACAAUGAGUGUUCAUACGAUGAACUACCAGAGUCAGAGGACGACACAGAUGAAGCUGUAGUUCAUAAGGCGAUGGGUAUUUUGAGAAGACGAAUUAUAGAGAAUAAUCCUAAAUUUGAUGACUUCUUUUACGCUCCAGAAGAAAUGAAAUUGUCAGAUCAGAAGCAGUUUGUGCAGCCUCUUCUUUACAAGGCAGUGUGUUGGUUACAUUACAAAAAUGCUACAAGGAAGCUUCUGAGAGGACCAUUACAAGAUGUCUAGCUGUUGCUUGUGACCUAACUACACUUGUCACGUGAAACCCAUCCCCUAAACACCUGGGCUUAGGGAUACACUUCAACAACGAGUUUGGCAGCCGCCAUCUGAUUGAAGAUAUGUACUCUCUUGUUUAUUCCAUCUCAUAUCCAAAUCUUCGGUUAUUAAUUCUUGACAUCAGCAGCCCAACAGAACAUUGCAUCACACAAAAUAUCAUACUCUGGUGGUAUUGUACCAGACAAUAUACUACAUAGAGACAAAAGAGGGAAGCUUGUAGUGGCAGUUGCUGAUAACUGGAAUCUGAUUGAACGAACAGUUGAUGGUAAAAGGACGACUCAUGCGAUGACAGGAAUGUUGGUCAGCAGUGCGCCAGCCGAGUCAACGAGACUUCCGAAAGCAACAAGUAGUACGUUUGACAGUCAGUCACUUUCUGGUUUACAGGAGUUGUUUUUCAGUGUUUGUAACUUGAAAACAUAAUUUGUUAUUUGCAUCAUUUGUAUUAGUAAAUACAAUGUAAAACCUCAUAAUUUACAACAUUUGUAAAUAACGUUUAUGAGUCUGUAUCAAGCACUAAUACCUGGUUAGAUUUGAUUGUUGAAUAAAUAUGAUACAUGGAACACUGCAUAGCUGUUCUUUACAUUUGCCGUGAUAAGUCUUAAAGUAUUUAUUAAAGAAUAAAAGCAAACUUAUUGAACUUGAUGGUUAUAAUGCCAAAUGACUUUCCACGAACCAGGAAAAUGGCCACAUAGCGUAUGUAGUCUUGGUUACCAUGGUUACCAACACAAUUUUAGGCAUUUACUUUUGUUUUAAAAUGAAGCUUGUAAAUGUGGCUAUAUAAUAAAGAGGUUAGUUAUCACAGCAAAUGUAAAGCAUUUGAA
Messenger RNA from Dreissena polymorpha, 4719 nucleotides. RefSeq lists its product as uncharacterized. Bases 101 to 484 code for a protein of 127 amino acids. NCBI's taxonomy places the organism in Eukaryota, Metazoa, Mollusca, Bivalvia, Myida, Dreissenidae. The transcript has 3 exons. The record is from RefSeq and is a predicted model, not a curated record.